AUGACACGGGUGAAACUUGUCGACUACUCCGAAAGCGACGGUGAAAGUGCCUGCGAAGACGACUCUGGGGAUGCGGACGUACCAGUCGUUCUACGCCCACACCCUCCCGAGCCCCAGAGCGAAAACGAACUCGCUCAGAUCGUUAUUGAGCUGCAGCACCAGUACACGGAGGAGGUCGAAGAAGUCCAAGGACGACAGCAAGAGUCCGAGCGGCAGUUGAGAGUGUGGAAGACAGAGGUCGAAGAUAGGCUGCAGAUGCAGGUCAACGUCAUGGCCGCGAUCAUCAAAGAAGUGUUCGGCGUCGAUGCCGCCGAUCCGGCGAUACGAGAGUAUACGCAGCGAAGUCAUGACGGCGCGAAACCACAGGUGCCGCCAACAUCGUCGCCGACCGUAGACUCCGCCGGAACGCUCGUUUCGGGAUGGGGAUGGAGGACAUCGACUGAAGACCGCUUGGCCCAUCCCGCCAUCGGCGAGGCACAGUACUGGCAAAAGGGUGCCCAGGCAACUUCGUGGACCCCACGAUCGCGCGAGGAACACCAGAAAGAUACACUAGCCGUCUUCAGCAACGACGGAACCGAACGUCCGGUGUUCAAGUUCCACAGGCAUCCUGAGACGGUGGAAGAACAGUGGGCCGAGUUCAGAUACGGUCUUCACAGUCAGCCGCCCGUCGAACGGCUGGAGGAGCUGUACAGGGCCAAGUGGCGAAACAGCACCUAUGGCCGGUCUUGGUUCACUCGCCGGAAAGCAUUCUGGGACAAGGUGAAGGACUUGCUGGCUGAGGGGCGGACGGAGCAGGAGGCACUGGGCAUUUUGGUUGGCAACGGGUUUCUCCUGGACCAAUUCUUUGGCGACAACGUGAACCAGAGAACCGACGAGUACGGUGGCAGUCUCGAGAGCAGAAGUCACUUCGUGUUCGAGGUCGUCGAAACGGGGGCUACACCGCCCGGUGUCCUGGCCGUCGAAAAUGACUUCGCUGACGCCGUUUCGUACGGUCGACGCUUCAUACCCAACCCUGAUCUUGUCCUACAGAUCCGCCUGAACCAGCCUCUGUCUCCAUAUGACCGCGAUGCGUUCUACACUCACGGGGCGCGGGGCUAUACCACGUAUCUCGCGUCGAAGCCAUCCAGGACAUGGAAGCCACGCUGGAUGAAUAUCCUCGUCGUCGGCAACAGUGAAAGCGCCAUCGACAUUGUACUGCAGUCUCUUCCACACGUCCAAAGCGAUGUGUACGUGUCACGAAAGUCGCAGCAUCCGCGCUACUCAACCGUAUUCGACAAGCUCCGCAUCAAGGUUGUAGCAACGCUUGACUGUUUCGAGGCUAACACGAUCCAUUUGAUGGACGGCAUGGUAAUUGUGGGAGUUAACAUGGUUAUCUUCGCUACGGGAUACUUUUACACGUACCCGUUCCUCUCGCACGUGCUGCCACAGCCACAAGGCCCAGGGGGUCAUCGGGUGCCAGGCUUGUACCAGCACAUCUUUGACCUGCACAACCUCAAUACAAUUGCAUCCGUGGGUGCCGCCAACGCGUCACUGACCUGGAUUUCGUGGGAGAAGGCAGCGUUCUCGAUAGCCCUUCUCUGGUCGGGGCGGCUAAGGUUGCCGAGCCCAAGCAGGGAGGCAAUGCUGGCGUGGGAGAAACGACGUCUCGCGGAGAAGGGGGACAGGGUGUUCCAUGUUGUAGAGCUGCCAUACAAGCGCGUGCGGUACUUUGACGAUCUCAACGAGCUGGCCACCGAGUACGUUUUGGACGCGGCAGCCGACGACACGCUUCUACAGGCCUUCCCGUUCGAAUAUGUUAUGAAACUCCUCGCUACCCGACGGUGGAAGCUGGAGAAGUACGGUAAAACGGAAGACGGUCUUGUGAGGACAGUGUCUAUAACGUAA
Messenger RNA from Colletotrichum higginsianum IMI 349063, 1884 nucleotides. RefSeq names its product Thiol-specific monooxygenase. The transcript is spliced from 7 exons. Bases 1 to 1884 code for a protein of 627 amino acids. Lineage: Eukaryota; Fungi; Ascomycota; Sordariomycetes; Glomerellales; Glomerellaceae. Gene Ontology annotation, molecular function: oxidoreductase activity; FMN binding. The record is from RefSeq and is a predicted model, not a curated record.